AUCCAAAUGGGGAACGUUCACACCGUUUAUCUUCUCAUUAUCUGCCUGUUUUAUACAGGAUGUUCCGUUGGGAAUGACGAAGAGAGGUUGAUUCAUGAUCUUUUAGAAGUCAGAAAGUAUAAUAAAGAUGUACGGCCAGUUGAGCAUAAGGAUGAAGUGGUGAAGAUUUCAUUGGGUUUAACACUCUCCAAUCUCAUUUCAUUAAAAGAAGUUGAUGAGACACUGACUACAAAUGUGUGGAUUGAUCAUGGAUGGUAUGAUAAACGACUUACUUGGAAUAUGUCAGAAUAUAGCGGAAUUGAAAUAAUCCGUCUACCCCCCGAUUUAGUGUGGAUACCGGACAUUGUCCUAGAAAACAACAAUGAUGGACAACACGAAGUGGCCUUUUUCUGCAAUUUGCUGGUCCGAGCAAAUGGAUUUGUUACAUGGCUUCCCCCAGCAAUAUUCAGGAGUACCUGUCCUAUCAACACUCUUUACUUUCCUUUUGAUUGGCAGAACUGCUCCCUGAAAUUUACGUCAUUUAAUUACAAUGCAGAGGAGAUAAAUUUGGAACUACAAACAGAUUUUCAAAAUGGCAAGGAGUUUCCUAUUGAAUGGAUUAAUAUUGACCCUGAAGCUUUUACAGAAAAUGGUGAAUGGGAAAUUAUUCACAAACCUGCAAAAAAGAAUAUCCAUACAGAUGUUCCUCGGAAUAGCACCAAAUACCAGGAUAUAACAUUCUACCUCAUUAUUAGGCGCAAGCCAUUAUUUUAUGUCAUCAACAUCAUUACUCCUUGCAUUCUCAUUUCUUUUCUGGCAUCAUUAGCUUUUUAUCUUCCUGCCAACAGUGGUGAGAAAAUGACCAUGUCUAUUUCUGUCUUACUUGCUCAGUCUGUCUUCCUGCUGCUGAUUUCUCAAAGAUUGCCAGAGACAGCUCUAGCUGUUCCACUAAUUGGCAAAUACUUGAUGUUCAUAAUGAUUCUGGUCACCAUUGUGAUAGUGAGCUGUGUCAUUGUGUUAAACUUCCAUUUCCGAACUCCCAACACUCACGUUCUCUCAUCCUGGACUAAAUGGCUGUUUUUGGAAAAACUCCCACGGAUCCUACUCAUGUCUCAACCUGAUGACAGUAACUCACCACCGUGGGAGAACGGUGUGUUGCAGCGACGCAGCAGCUCCCUUGGAUACAUCAUUAAAGCACAAGAAUAUUUCACUAUCAAAUCCAGAAGUGAACUUAUGUUUGAGAAACAAUCCGAACGACAUGGAUUGAAGCCACGGGCCACUCCAGCUAUCAGUCUGAAAAGCAGUCAUAAUGAUAAUGAAAACAUUCCAGAUCAGCUGUAUUCCGAGCUGAAGUCAGGCAUCGAUGGGGCUAACUUCAUUGUGAAACACAUUAAGGAAAAGAAUGACUAUGAUGAGGAAGUUGACAACUGGAAUCGAGUGGCUCACACAUUGGACAGGCUCUGUAUGUUCAUCAUAACUCCAAUAAUGAUUUGUGCAACAUUUGUCAUAUUUUUGAUGGGAAACCUUAAUCAUCCUCCAUCAUUACCAUUUGAAGGCGAUCCCUUUGAAUAUUCAGCUGAUCGCCCACGAUGUUUGUAGCUUUCAAUUAUUCAUGAACUACAGGAUA
Rhincodon typus (whale shark) is the source of this 1606-nucleotide messenger RNA. RefSeq names its product cholinergic receptor, nicotinic, delta (muscle) (gene chrnd). Gene Ontology annotation, cellular component: postsynaptic membrane; neuron projection; synapse. Gene Ontology annotation, molecular function: acetylcholine-gated monoatomic cation-selective channel activity; transmembrane signaling receptor activity. The record is from RefSeq and is a predicted model, not a curated record. Gene Ontology annotation, biological process: regulation of membrane potential; monoatomic ion transmembrane transport; signal transduction. The coding region runs from base 7 to 1578 and encodes 523 amino acids. The transcript is spliced from 12 exons. NCBI's taxonomy places the organism in Eukaryota, Metazoa, Chordata, Chondrichthyes, Orectolobiformes, Rhincodontidae.